CAUCCGGAAUACAGGGGUAAUGUAAAGACUGCUUUCCAAAGGGCUCCAAGAUGCAGCGACAAGGCUUUAAAUCUGCCUCCAUAGGUUAAAAACCAGGAGAGUCAGUGUUUUUCAUCUUCUAAUCCUUGGCAGAGAGGAAUGCGGCCCGCAAAGCCCGGUGCGGAAGGCCGGGCCCGGCCGCCUCAGCGCGGCCCUUAGUGACGGCGCGCCGGGUUCCCUUCCGGCCCAGACCCGUUGACGAGGGCGGCCAUCGCCCCGGCGGGAGCGCAGCCCCGGGCCUCUGCGGCUCCCAGGGGGCACAAAGCCCGGCGAAGCGCUGAGCGGCCCGGCUCGAUGGGAGGCGAGCCCUUCGGCACGCUGCCGGCCCUGCGGGAGGCCCGCGGCCCGUGGCAGCCCCAGGCGCUGUGCGUGCCCCAGGCGCUGUGCGUGCCCCAGGCGGUGCGGGGAAGGCGGCGGCAAGGGGCAGCGGCUCCUCCCGCCCGCAGGGUGGCGCCCAAGCGCGGCGGCCGCUCCCCGGCAGGAGGCGAGUGCGGCCCCAAGCGGAAGCGUCUCUCGCCCGUGAUGGCGGCGGCGGCGGCGGCGGCGCUGGGCGGGUUGGAGGCCCCCGCGCCCGAGGGCGAGGGCUCCUCGGGCUCGGAGGACGAGGCGAGGCCCACAACAGCGGCGGCGGCGGCAGCGGCGGCGGCGGCAGAGCAGAAGCGGGAGGAGCGGCUGCGCAAGUUCCGCGAGCUCCACAUGAUGCGGAACGAGGCCCGCAAGCGGAAUCACCAGGAAGUGGUGGAAGAAGAUAAAAGACUGAAAUUGCCAGCAAACUGGGAAGCCAAAAGAGCCCGGCUGGAGUGGGAGCUGAAGGUGGAGGAGAAGAAGAAGGAAUGUGCAGCGAGAGGAGAAGACUAUGAGCGAGUGAAACUGCUCGAGAUCAGCGCUGAGGAUGCCGAGAGGUGGGAAAGGAAGAAGAAAAGGAAGAAUCCAGAUCUAGGAUUUUCAGAUUACGCAGCUGCUCAGCUGCGCCAGUACCAGAGGUUAACCCGGCAGAUCAAACCUGACCUGGAGCAGUACGAGAAGCUCAAAGAGCAGUAUGGUGAAGCACUUUAUCCCACGUCUGACAGUCUCCUCCACGGAACUCAUGUGCCGUCUAAGGAAGGCAUCGAUAGAAUGGUGGCAGAUCUUGAAAAACAAAUCGAAAAGCGUGAAAAAUACAGUCGACGACGUCCCUACAAUGACGAUGCAGACAUCGACUACAUUAACGAGAGGAACGCCAAGUUCAACAAGAAGGCAGAGAGGUUCUAUGGGAAGUACACGGCCGAGAUUAAACAGAACUUGGAGAGAGGAACAGCCGUGUGAACCCAUGCCUCAGGCAGAGCACAUACAACUUAACAUUGCUUGGGGGAUGCAGUAUCAAAAAACCCACUUUGUAGUCCUUAUUAAGCCAUUUUUAAAACUAGUAAGUAUAUUUAAUGUAACACAAGUAGUUUGCAUAACAACUUCAGCUGUAUACAGCUUUUACUUGCUCUGACCACCUUUUCAUCUGCAAUUUCAUGUUCUCAAUAAAGUUCUCUGUUUAGAAUAAA
Messenger RNA from Falco peregrinus (peregrine falcon), 1571 nucleotides. It is a transcript of the gene SYF2, whose product is annotated as SYF2 pre-mRNA splicing factor. Lineage: Eukaryota; Metazoa; Chordata; Aves; Falconiformes; Falconidae. The coding region runs from base 334 to 1344 and encodes 336 amino acids. Gene Ontology annotation, cellular component: post-mRNA release spliceosomal complex; catalytic step 2 spliceosome; Prp19 complex. The record is from RefSeq and is a predicted model, not a curated record. The transcript has 7 exons.